UUUUGGUUUCCUCCGCCGAUCGAUCGAUAGAGAAAAAGCAGCCCACGGCUUCCUUUACCUCUCGCCAUCCGCGGAUCUAAGCUUCGAUCUCUCCGACUGCUCCUCCGAUGGCCUCGUCCUCCAACGAUUUCUCCACCGCCGAUGGCGCUGUCAUGAGGAAAAAGAGAGGGCCACAGUUCAAGUUCCUAGUUCCUCUCGUAUACGCUCCCGUUCUUCCUCUCAUUCGAAUUGGUCUGAGGCACAAUCCUGUGUUGCGGGAUAGGGUGUUCUUCGGCGCCCUGGCUGUUGCCUUCGCUCAUGGAGCAUAUUUGGUGAGUGAUUUGUACGACAUAGAAAGCAAGUGACCUGCACAAGCUGUUCAUUGGAAAAAGUUAACAAGUUUUUUGAAAUGUCUAUCUUUUGAUGUUAGGCAAGCAUUGGCCUUCGAGUUCAACAGACCUGAGUUGUACUUUGAUAAAUCUGUUUUUUUUUUUUUAUGAAUUGUCUGGUCCGUAAUGUUUAUUUUCCAUCAAAUGCAAUUUCUAUUGUUUGUUCUGAAUAAUUGAUAUUAUAUGUCUGUGCAUUGUCA
This is a messenger RNA of Zingiber officinale, 568 nucleotides long. RefSeq lists its product as uncharacterized. The transcript has 4 exons. The coding region runs from base 108 to 344 and encodes 78 amino acids. Lineage: Eukaryota; Viridiplantae; Streptophyta; Magnoliopsida; Zingiberales; Zingiberaceae. The record is from RefSeq and is a predicted model, not a curated record. Gene Ontology annotation, cellular component: chloroplast.